AUGGCCAGUCUGAGGCCCAGCCGACACACCUGCAUCAGGGCGGCGUUCAGUGCAGCUGGCUUCCGGAAGUGGCAGAGACACGUUCGCCAUCGCCUUCAGGUCAGCUCCAGAAGGAACCUCAUGGACUUUGCGGAAGGCAUCUGGAGAGAGUUUUUAGAUCCUUAUGACGGUGACUCAGAAGACACUCCGGGUCAUUCCACCUACCGCAACUACCGCCAGCGUGCUUACCGCCUCCUGGGUGACAGGAACCGCAACACACCUUCCUACACAUUGAAGUUCAAGGUUGCUGAGGAGACCCGUGCGGAAGACUCACUCCCACCAAAGGCUCCAGAUCUCACUCUGAAAGCGUCUGGCUGGGCCCCCAUCGCCCUGGAGGCCAAUGAUGUCGACAUGCAGCCUGAGGGCGAACUGAAGGCACUUGACCCCCAGGAGGCCAACGGGUGGCCUGCCAGGCUGUCUCCAUCACCAGAGGACUGGAGGAUGACAAGGGUUGCCAACCCCCUCAUUCCUGUGGAGACCCCAGAGAUGAGCAGACACCUGCCGAGCAAAGCCAGAGCAUCAUGGCCACCUCCCAGACUUGGGAGUGAGAGAGACAAGGGGCCUAGGCUGCCACUUUCUAAGAGGAAGCUGGAGCUUUUCCUUUCAGAGCCCGAGAGAACUAAGAGGAAGAAGUAGUGAGAGCUGAGCAAGAGUCUGGUGCAGAUGCCAGAAGUCCAGGUCCCAUCUCCUCUCCAAUCUAGUGUCAUCCCCAUGGCAUGGACAAGGACCACAAGGUUCCCAAGGACAAAUAAAAAAGGUGCCACAAGGAGGUGCCCAAUCUUGGCAGAGCAAGGUCCACCUUGGGGCCAUUCCAGCACUGGCUAGGGGUCGGGUCUUGCUCAUCAGUGCCCAGGCUGGCCCUGCCAGAGAGGACAACAGGGUGGAUGGUGACUGUCUAGCAGAACUGACUCUUCUGACUAUAGGAGGGAGCAGGUGGGAGUGCUCCCUGGGGAGGAGGUGCUCCCAGAACCAGAAGUACAAUGAUGGGGCUGGGGCGAAACUAGUGUUGCCAGCACUCUCCCAGACUCGGGCAACAUCCUUGGAGGACAGACAGCAAGGAAAAGCCACAGUGGUUCCUGUGGGCUCUGCAGGGCAGAGUCACCUCCAUGUUCCUGUUCCUCAGGGAGAUAAUGUUGGCAGCUUUUGUUUAUAGUGAGAGUUGGCCACUUCCUCCUGUUCAUGAGCUUGCUGAGUCUGCUCCCAGAGCCCUUGGGGGUUAGGACAGUGCCUCUCUGUUAAGGAGUCCUUACAGCUAACAAGUGCCACACUUACUGUGGAAACCCAGAUUUGAGAACCAGGUUAACUGCCACCCUUACUGUGAGGCCAAGGCCACUCUCUCACCACGCUGGGGCAGUAUGGAAUGAAGUGUGGGAGAAGGGAUUGGUGGCAGGAUGUGUUUAGGACAGGAAAGGUGCCUGGGGGAUGGAAGUGUCAGAUAGCCAAGUUUCAGUCAACAACACAGUUGUAGGCAGGCUCGGGAUGAAGUGCAGUUCUAGCCUCGCCUGGCUGCUUCAGUGUCUGUGACCAUGGUGA
Molecule: messenger RNA, 1572 nt
Organism: Microtus ochrogaster (prairie vole)
Lineage: Eukaryota; Metazoa; Chordata; Mammalia; Rodentia; Cricetidae
Source: RefSeq, a predicted model, not a curated record